CAAUUCUUUUCAUCGCGUGCUCAUCUGUGGCUCACUUGCCUCCCGAGCCGCACAUUCUAUGCACAUACAAUGAUAUUAAGGUAGUAUCCACCUCGCUCGCCGCCAUUUCCCCGGGGAAAUAUGUCGGCCACGCUCUCGGAGUAUCUGGAGAGCCUUCAAGGCGCCACCUUGAAGAAGCUGUACCGCCAGCCUUCGACCGUCCUCGCCGUCCUACGGCGGAUGCUCCCGCAUCUGGCCAAGAAUAUCGUCAUGGCUAUGCUGUACAUGCCGGGGCCCUUCCCUGAGUCGGACCUUUACACCUGGAUCCGCUCCGAUGCAGUCAAGGAACGAGACGAAGCGAUCGAUGUGCUUAAGCGCUUGCACAUACUCGAGAUCCACCCGGAGCACCCCACACCGCGCGCAUAUCGUAUAGACCCCGCGUUCUCCCUGUCGUUGAGGCAGGCGCUCGCUGGAGGCGGUAACCACAAUUCGUUCGGCGUGCCGUGCGCCGUGCCUGAUCCACACCCCAUGACCAUCCAAGAUCUCGAUGCGUGGUCAAGAGCAAAGUGGGAGGCUAUCCUGUACUACAUGGUUGGAGCAUUGAAUGUCUCUGACAACUCCGAGAGGAUUGCAAAUGGAACUAUGCAAUUGCUAUCAUUUGGAGGGUUCGUUCAGCCGCACGGCCCUCGGGUCAAAAUCACAAAAGAGGGCUUCUCAUUCAUAUUGCAAGAGGCGAAUACACAGGUGUGGCAACUUCUGCUCGUGUAUUUGGAGCAAGUCCCUCAGUUGAAAAUGGACCCCGUCCAGGUUCUUUCCUUUCUCUUUAUGCUGGGCUCCCUGACCCUCGGGCAAGACUAUAGCACAGAACCGCUGUCUGAGACGCAAAUACAUAUGCUUGACGAUUUGUCAGAUCUCGGUCUAGUGUACCGCCCUCCGAACGACAAGAGUCGUUACUAUCCAACUCGACUUGCUACAACCCUCACCUCUGACGCAGGUGCCAUCAUCGAACCGUCGGUCACUACAGACGCCCUUGAUGGUGUAAACAACGGUGCAAUGUCAGCAGCAGGUACAAAUGGCAAGGGCUACAUAAUCCUCGAGACCAACCACCGCUUGUACGCAUACACGAGCUCCCAAUUGCAGAUCCAGAUUCUGGGUCUGUUUUGCAAAUUACAUUCACGUUUUCCAAACUUGGUUUCGGGCCAACUGACCAAGCACUCGAUCAACCGUGCUAUCCAGCAGGGCAUCACGAGCGACCAAAUCAUCGCAUAUCUGACAACUCAUGCUCAUCCACAGAUGCUGCGCAACAAUCCCAUAUUACCGCCCACAGUUGUGGAUCAGAUCCGCCUGUGGCAGUUGGAGGAAGACCGGAUGAAGACCACCAUCGGUUUUAUGCUGCAGGAUUUUUCGAACUUUGCAGAAUACAAGGAUGUGGUGGACUACGCGGAGCAGCUAGGCGUUGUGAUGUGGCGCAAAGAUCAACUCAUGAAGUUUUUCGUAAGUGAUAUCCGACAACUGCAAGCUUUUAUCAAAAAUAGGCAGAGUAGAAAGGCUGGCUGAGGAAAACCUUGUGAACGUAACGUGUUCUCUUUUAGGUAAUUCAAAAAAGGGGCUUUUGACGGAAAUACCCCAGGAGUUGGAUGCACAGAGAUUCCGAUCUAGAAAUAUAUCUAGUAAACCUCUCCCUCAGCUUUUGGUUUCUCAGGAUUUCAAGCGUCAAUAUUCAUUUCUGAUCUCUUCGAGCGUUGCUGGUCACAAGACAGGCAUGUCUGGCUUUGUAGUGUAUUUUAUCAAUCAGAAUGUCCAAGUUUAUAGGGUAUUGCUUGACAGAGUCUGUCAUCCCUGAAGACUUCCCAUGCUAAGUUAUCUAGAAGCGACUAGCGCUCUAUGUUCCGUGUUUGCCAAGAGACUGCCUAUACUUGUAAUACCAGCUAGAAUCUCGGAAAUGCACAGUUUGUUCCGUAAUUGAUAAAU
Verruconis gallopava is the source of this 1950-nucleotide messenger RNA. RefSeq lists its product as uncharacterized. Gene Ontology annotation, biological process: nucleotide-excision repair. NCBI's taxonomy places the organism in Eukaryota, Fungi, Ascomycota, Dothideomycetes, Venturiales, Sympoventuriaceae. The record is from RefSeq and is a predicted model, not a curated record. Bases 121 to 1536 code for a protein of 471 amino acids. Gene Ontology annotation, cellular component: transcription factor TFIIH core complex; transcription factor TFIIH holo complex. Gene Ontology annotation, molecular function: double-stranded DNA binding; ATPase activator activity. The transcript is spliced from 2 exons.